This is a messenger RNA of Protopolystoma xenopodis, 1059 nucleotides long. The record is from the annotation of a GenBank genome assembly. NCBI's taxonomy places the organism in Eukaryota, Metazoa, Platyhelminthes, Monogenea, Polystomatidea, Polystomatidae.
CCUCCGAGCCUUCCAGUGACUGCCAUUCCUGUCCGCCGCGUGCCUGGCCAGUUGUCCCGUAGCAUCACUUCAAAUAGGCCAUUCUCUUGGUCUGCGACUAAUCAAAGUUCCGUUCAUUCUGCUUCCUGCAGUAGCGAACCGAUUAUUGUCUCUGGAGGGACAUCUGCAGCUACCACAACAGUGGGUACGGUUUCUCCAUGUUCAGCUUCGUUUUCAAAUAUGCAUCCAGUACCACUCGUUUCUUCCGUCACUCCUGCAAAUUUAACGCCAGUAAUCGCUAACAGUUCCGGACAAAUCAAUUUGUCAGCAUGCUGCCUUUCUAUAAACGCUACCAACAGGUCCUUGAGAGCAGAUCUUAGCCAUAAUUCUUGCUCAAGCGCCUGCGAGCAUUUGUCGUCUUCGAGUAUUUCUUCUUAUCCAGGACUCGUACGUUCUUCAUUAUCUGGCUCUUCACAACAGCAGCAAUCUUUUGUAUACACAUCAGCCCCAUCUGCUCGAACCUGCACCGUCAUGCAGUCAUCCACCGGUCUCAACUCUAAUGCCACAGUUUCGGGUCUAGUCUCCUGCAGCCCUUGCCCCUCCGGCCCUAGUUUGCAAGCAGAUCAGCACGUGUUUGUCUCAGCCCCAACUGGAAUUUCUUUGCCUGUGGCUUCCGUAUCUGGGAUCAACCACCGCAGUUCCAGCCUUAUUGCGCCGCCGAAGGGAUGUAAAUCACAGACUGGUUAUUUCGCCCAGUCGAUCCAUCCAACGGGGCUAUCUGUUGCACCAAUCGAGUGCCAGGGUGGGCUGCAACCUCGACCUCUCUUGGAUCUGAUUGACUCCACAAAUGGAAAUCAAACCUUUAUAGGACAGCAUUUAUUUUCGACAUGGGCCUACACAGCGAGGCUGGAGUAUGCGUGCCACCAAAGGCUUGAGACAGUGUGGGAAAUGACGCUUCGAGUAGUACAGAUAAGGUGGCAGAGCUCAAGUGAAGUAACUGAACCAGAAAAGUUGGAGGCAGAUUCUUCGGGGCAAGAGGCAGAAUCUGAAAAGACCUGUGGGAAGAGGAUUGCGGCGUGA